AUGGAGGAGGUAUAUGAGCAACAAAAAGAGCUUAUUUUACUUGGUGAGAGAGUUGUACUUGCCACUCUGGGUUUCGACCUCAAUGUUCAUCAUCCUUAUAAACCCCUCGUUGAAGCAAUAAAGAAAUUCAAGGUCGCUCAAAAUGCUCUUGCUCAAGUUGCGUGGAACUUUGUAAAUGAUGGGCUGAGGACCUCGCUCUGCCUGCAAUUUAAGCCUCAUCACAUUGCGGCAGGUGCCAUUUUCCUUGCUGCCAAGUUCCUCAAAGUGAAGCUUCCAUCUGAUGGGGAGAAGGUCUGGUGGCAAGAAUUUGAUGUCACCCCACGCCAAUUGGAGGAGGUUAGCAAUCAAAUGCUGGAAUUGUACGAGCAAAACAGAGUGCCCCAAUCUCAGGGUAGUGAAGUGGAAGGAAGUGCUGGUCCGGCAUCAACUCAUCGGGCCCCAAAAACUCCAGCACUAAGUGAAGAACAGGCUUCAAAGCAACUUUCAUCCCGUCCAGCUAGUGAACACUUGCAUCUAGAAAACCAUGGAGCAGCACCAAGAACAUCUCAAAGUAACCAAAAUAACGAUGACGGAAGUGGAGAGAUGGGUAGUGUUAUUACUGACCAUAAGGUGGAUGCUGAAACUAAAGAUAAUCAGCAUCCUGAGGAAUUGUCUCACAAGGAUAAUUCAAGAGAAGUUCAAAACAAAUCUAAAUCUGGGAUUGAGCGAAUCGCUGAAGACCAAGGAAGGGCUGGUGGAAGGAAUGAUGCUGCAGAUGCAGGAGAAUGGAGAGAUGAUGGUGCAUCACGCAAAUCUAGCAGCGUUGUUGGUCGAAAUGUAGAUAUUCGGGAAGGUCCUGUGAGCCAGUCGCCCAAAGAAGCUAUUAAGAUGAUUGACAAAGAUAAGGUUAAGGCAGCUCUAGAGAAAAGAAGAAAGUCUCGUGGUGAAACAAGGAAAAAGGAUUAUAUGGAUGAGGAUGAUCUUAUCGAGAGGGAGCUUGAAGAUGGUGUUGAAUUGGCAGUUGAGGAUGAGAAAAUCAAGCGGGAGCAUAGGCAAAGCUGGUCAAAAUCACAUGAGAAUUCAGAUCAUGGAAAGGAACCUGUGGAAACUGGAGAUGACAACAAUUUUGGCACCAAAGGACAGUCAUCAAGGGGAUCUGAAACUGAGAAUGCUGAAGAAGGGGAAAUGGUUGAUGAUGCUUCCCCCAUGGUGAACGGUCGAAAGAGAAAAGCCGGGAGCCCAGUGGAUAGGUCAUUGGAAGGAAAGAAGCGACAUGAGUACAUGUCAAGUUACAACCACGACAACGUAGAAGAUGGACACAAGAUGAAUCGCUCUAAUUAUGCAGAUAGAGAAUACAGAAGGCAUCCACAAGAGAAUCAUUUGUGAGGUAAAAAACGAUAUCUGGAAUUGGCUUUACAUGGUCUUAUAUUCUUUUGUCAAUGAUGGCUGACCAUUACUAUGAUCUAUAUCUUUGAACACCCGAUGAAUUAAACGGUCAGUCUGAUCUUUGGACACUGAAACUUUUGCUGAUUGUAUUACAAUUAGUUUGAUUUUGGGGUUGCCUGUAAUGGCUCAUAGUUUUAUUGUAAAACAUGUUGAGAAAUGAGGAUGCUUCAAUCUCUCUUAUAAUGAAAGAGCCCUGAGAAAGUAAGAGGUUUUUUUUUU
Messenger RNA from Pistacia vera, 1644 nucleotides. Its product is annotated as cyclin-T1-5-like. Gene Ontology annotation, cellular component: nucleus; cyclin/CDK positive transcription elongation factor complex. Gene Ontology annotation, molecular function: cyclin-dependent protein serine/threonine kinase activator activity. The transcript is spliced from 4 exons. Gene Ontology annotation, biological process: positive regulation of DNA-templated transcription, elongation; regulation of transcription by RNA polymerase II. The record is from RefSeq and is a predicted model, not a curated record. Bases 1 to 1365 code for a protein of 454 amino acids. NCBI's taxonomy places the organism in Eukaryota, Viridiplantae, Streptophyta, Magnoliopsida, Sapindales, Anacardiaceae.